This is a messenger RNA of Priapulus caudatus, 1702 nucleotides long. RefSeq names its product nuclear receptor coactivator 2-like. Gene Ontology annotation, cellular component: nucleus. Gene Ontology annotation, biological process: cellular response to hormone stimulus; positive regulation of transcription by RNA polymerase II. Gene Ontology annotation, molecular function: protein dimerization activity; nuclear receptor binding. NCBI's taxonomy places the organism in Eukaryota, Metazoa, Priapulida, Priapulimorpha, Priapulimorphida, Priapulidae. The record is from RefSeq and is a predicted model, not a curated record.
GUCUAAAACUUUGCGAUCAUAUGGUAAACUGAAGAGUGUACGAGAUAACUUAGAAAAGCUCAAAAGUUAAGUACUGCACGCGAUUGUGCACUAAUCCGGAGGAAGCCACCAAAAUUCUUCAGUCUUUUCCAGAAGGGGACAUGUUUACAGAUUUGCCGUAUACCAGAGUUAGGAAGGCCCUGCGUGCAGAUGGGCUGAUAUUAGCAAUGAGAAGAUGAACUCUGCCAAUGCUGAGGCCACUUCAUGCAAGCGUAGGAAACCAUCGGAUGUCAAGCUUCAGUCUAAUGUAGAGAAGUGCCUUAAGGAGAAAAACAGGCGGGAUCAGGAGAACGGCUACAUAGAAGAGCUGGCAGAGCUGAUCUCUUCCAGCAUCGGUGAUAUGAACACAUUCUCUUUAAAGCCUGACAAGUGCGCCGUACUGCAAGAGACUGUCAAGCAGAUACGUAGAAUUAGAGAUCAAGUGGGCAGUGGAAGUAGUGAUGCUGUACAGGAGAGUGACGUGUCCUCCAGUAAACGUACAAUCCUGGCGAACGAUGUAUUAGGGCCUCUUCUCUUGGAGGAUGACUUACUUGGGAACAGUGUAUACAGCAUCGUUCAUCAUGAUGACCACAACCUCUUUAACAGCAGUUUGAUUCAACUGUCAAUAACAGACAAGGAAGUGAACUGGCUCUCCUCGGAGAACAGCAACAGCAAGAGUCGGUCCUUUAACUGUCGAUUGCUACUCAAAUUAGAUGGAAGGGGCAGGGAUGAGAACACAGGAAUGGAACUUCAGCACCGACAAGUCUCACCACAGUACGAAAGCAUGCAGAUUUCUGCCGUGCCCCUCCCUUACUCAGGCGACAAGUCAGACGAGGAGUCACUAGGCUCAGAGGAAUCUGCGAGUCUGGUGUGCGUCGCGCGCAAGAUCCCUCCCAACGAGCAGAAGAUCGAGCUGACGGGCCCUCUCGGCGUCGAGCAGUUCACGACGCAGCAGGACACGAGCGGCAAGAUACUCGCGCUCGACGCCACGAAAGUCACGUCCAACCAGUAUUUGAUCAAAGACCUAGUCGGCCGCCAGAUACAGGACUUCUACCACAUCAGCGACGUGCCGAGACUCCUGCAGCAUCGGCAGGAAGUGAGACGGACAGGCAAGAGCAUCAGCGGUCUGUAUCGAUUCGCAUCGCCGAGGACAAGUACGUGUUUUGUGCAGACGACGAGCAAGCUGUUCUCCAGCCAGGUGAACGUCGAGCCAGAGUUCAUCAUCUCUACCCACUCGAUCAUCAGGGACAAUGACGUCGCGCUGAGCCUCCAGAAGAGGCGCGCUGCCUUCCAAGCUGCCGAGAACAGCGGCGACGUGGUGAACAGCGCGACCACGGCAUGGCGCGCAGCAGCCCCGCCAGGUGGCAUCCGGCGACUUUCUCUCGCACAGCUCGAGCUGGGGCGCGUUCGCGGCAAGCGGCAGCGACGACAGAUGAACGACGACGCGGCGCGGCGCGCCGCCAGCGCGCACUCGACGACGCCGAUUGGAGACAGGGGGCGCCAGCGCCCGGUUGGCGAGUUCGGCCCUGACGACUUGACUUUUGAUCUCAACUUCCUCACAGUCCCCGCGAACUAUGCGGACGGCGGCGGGCCCAGCGGCGCCCCUGCGGCGCUGCGGCGACGGGGCGCGCGACGGCGGGCCGCGACCUCGGCGGCCGCGGUCGGAGUCCGCGCGACGCAAUGA